This is a messenger RNA of Lachancea meyersii CBS 8951, 1446 nucleotides long. NCBI's taxonomy places the organism in Eukaryota, Fungi, Ascomycota, Saccharomycetes, Saccharomycetales, Saccharomycetaceae. The record is from the annotation of a GenBank genome assembly.
AUGGGUUUUCGGAGUUUGCCGUCACCACCGUCGACAACAACAGAGCCAACACAGCCAACAUUGAAGGACAACACUAGCCAGAAAAUGAUGCAGGAGCCCGCCCCGCAACUAGCCCACAGCACUGCUCCCCUGGUGCUACCACAGCCGUCAAGUUUCGAUUCGAACGAGUCGCAGCAUCACAUCUUUCGAUACGAACAGCACCAAAAUCACCAGCAACACCAUCCAUACUACUACCAGCAGCAGCAGCAACAGCGACCUUGGAUGCCCAGUUUUUCCAGUGUCGUUAAACCUGCAAUCGAUUUGGUGUCCGUAUCGCCGCCGCUGUCGCAGCCCAAGCACGUGCAGAAGCACGUGCCAUACCAACACGUGAGCGCUUACCGUACAAACGCACACAUGUUAUCACAGCAACAGCCGCCCAGCUUCGCGCCCAGCUACCCGUCUUCGUACGUAGAGAGGUGCUCCUCGGGAUUCUCGGCUCCUGUGCCCGAGCUACCCGACGGUCGCAGUACUAACAGCAGACAAAGUAGCGUCGACAGCAACAGUCUCAGUGUCAGUGGUGCUAGAAACAGGAUACCAUUGCUGGGGCUGGCACCCCACCCGCAAUUGGCAUUCCCUCCGUCGCUGCCGUCCGAUCUGCCACCCGUCGCAUUCGGUCCCGAUCCAGGUGGUGUUGGUGGCAGGCAGUACAUGGUAGCCCAGCCACUUACGCCAACGGCUAUGACCAGCAUGACAGCGCCCAAACCGACUUGGUUCGCGAAAAACGGCAACACGGCUGGGGCGCCGCAAACAACGCCUCCAAGCUCGAGUUCAGCUCGCUCACUGCCGUCUUUACAGCAUCAGCAUCAGCAUCAGCAUCAGCACCAGCACCAGCACCAGCACCAGCACCAGCACCAGCACCAGCACCAGCACCAGCACCAGCACCAGCACCAGCAUCAGCACCAGCAUCAGCCUUUUACAUAUACCAAUUUCCAAGGUGUGAGCAGCGACGCAGUAGUCAACAACGAUAUCAGGGCGGGACUCAACGCUACGGGCGUCUAUAACCCAAAUUUACGACCCGCAGCCAAUCUAUUCUGCUGCAACCUGUGCUCCAAGACCUUUCGGCGUCGCUCGUGGCUCAAACGGCAUCUGCUAUCGCAUUCGAGUUUCAAGCCACAUAGUUGUCCCUGGUGUCAGAGUCGUCACAAGCGACGCGACAAUCUCCUCCAGCACAUGAAGACCAAGCACCCGCGUGAGGUGCUUCAAGAGCUGAUUCGCACGGGCAGUUUUAUCGAUACGUCUGUUUUAGAGCAAUUCACUACUGUAAGCUCAGAGAAUGGAGAGUUUGGUGGUUCGUCGGAGCCCAACAUCCGGACGCUGGUUGAACAGGGCCACCUUUGCAAGGAUCGGAUGAAAAGCGCGCUCAACGAGGUUAUAAUGAGUUAUGAAGCGGGGGACAGUGGCACUUGA